UCUAUUUAUAUUAUUAAUUAUUAGACAUAUUGUCAAUUUAUCUUUAUGCUUAAAAAUAUACAACGUUAUUGAAUUCCUGAAAGAUACCAUGCCUGAUACCAGGAGUAAUUGAUUUGGUUGGUGUGGGUGUUGCACUGGUGCAACAAGGUGAAAAUGGAUGGCGACUGAUGACUGAACAAUACGAACAAACGUAAAACCAGACAUUAUACGUACGACUAAAUGAGGGACAGACGAUAGACAAACUGACAACAUUCAGGUUAGGGGACCUUACCAAGAAUAGGAGUCACGGUAAAGUCCAUGGCUACAUUUGUGAAUUUGGUAAUCGUUUACCCUAGUCUUUCAUCACGUGGCAUGAAAGUAGGAGUUUGCUUAUGUCAACUGGAAGUAAGGAGGUUGGAAGAAAAAUCCACCCAACGACGAGCAAGCCUGGGAUGCAAGCAUGCUACAACUCCAACCGACCUUACACCAAAAAUCAGUGACGUAACAAUGGCGCCCAACGGACGGAAUGAAUCAUAUGCUACAGAUAGCUUUAUCUUUGGAUCACUCAUUUGCAAUAAUGAUACCCACCGACAUAGUAAUCUACAACAGGGAGAAAUGCCUAUAAUAUGGUCUUAA
Messenger RNA from Ceratitis capitata (Mediterranean fruit fly), 615 nucleotides. RefSeq lists its product as uncharacterized. The transcript has 2 exons. NCBI's taxonomy places the organism in Eukaryota, Metazoa, Arthropoda, Insecta, Diptera, Tephritidae. Bases 298 to 615 code for a protein of 105 amino acids. The record is from RefSeq and is a predicted model, not a curated record.